AUGGCGGAGUUGGUACCUUUUGCGGUUCCCACAGGGAGUGACAAAACCUUGCUUGUUUGGGAACUGAGCUCUGGACCCACGGCCGAGGCCUUGCAACAUUCUCUGUUCACAGUCUUCUCCCAGUUCGGCCUUCUAUAUUCGGUCCGAGUCUUCCCAAACGCAGCAGUGGCCGGUCCUGGAUUUUAUGCCAUCGUCAAGUUUUAUUCAGCGAGGGAUGCUCACAGAGCCCAAAAGGCAUGCGACCAGAAGCAGCUUUUCCAGAAAUCUCCAGUGAAGAUUCGUCUUGGCACCCAACAUAAGGCGGUUCAACACAACGCCCUUGCCCUAAACAGCUCCAGAUGCCAAGAAUUGGCAAAUUACUACUUUGGUUUCAAUGGAUGGUCAAAAAGCAUCAUUAAGCUUCAGGAUCUUUCUGACCCUGAAGAAGAAAGGGAAAAUGAAGAUAUUGUAGCACCUCUUCAGAGGCAAAGCCUGAAGUUCUUCUGUGCUUUAGAGGUGGUGUUGCCAUCCUACGAGUGCAGAAGUCCAGGAGUUGGCAUGGCUGAGGAACCUUUGGAUAACUUGGAAGAAGGGCCAUUAUCACUCCUUAUGAAAAGGAAAAAAACCCAGAAACUUGCUAUUCAGAAGGCUAUGACAGAUGCAUUCCAGAAACUGCAGAUUGUGGUUUUAGAAAGUGGUAAAAUAGCUGUGGCGUAUAGAUGCUGUGAAGAGGUCACAGAUGCUAGAACCGAAGAGGAACUACAGGAUUUAAUUCAAGUCAGCUGCUUUUCCUGGAAGCCGUGUGGCCAAGGGGAGGAAGAAUGCCUCUCAGACUUCAGCUUUGAGGAGGAAGAGUUUACCGUGCCAUAG
Messenger RNA from Budorcas taxicolor (takin), 849 nucleotides. It is a transcript of the gene RDM1, whose product is annotated as RAD52 motif containing 1. Gene Ontology annotation, molecular function: RNA binding. The transcript is spliced from 7 exons. Gene Ontology annotation, cellular component: nucleolus. The record is from RefSeq and is a predicted model, not a curated record. NCBI's taxonomy places the organism in Eukaryota, Metazoa, Chordata, Mammalia, Artiodactyla, Bovidae. The coding region runs from base 1 to 849 and encodes 282 amino acids.